This is a messenger RNA of Sorghum bicolor (sorghum), 1082 nucleotides long. RefSeq names its product ADP-ribosylation factor. The record is from RefSeq and is a predicted model, not a curated record. Gene Ontology annotation, molecular function: GTP binding; GTPase activity. Gene Ontology annotation, cellular component: cytoplasm. Bases 203 to 787 code for a protein of 194 amino acids. Lineage: Eukaryota; Viridiplantae; Streptophyta; Magnoliopsida; Poales; Poaceae. Gene Ontology annotation, biological process: intracellular protein transport; vesicle-mediated transport. The transcript is spliced from 6 exons.
GCGAAAAAUUCUCGCGAAACUUCUAUGCUUGCUCACGAGGCUUUGCACGACUAGUUCUGACUUCUGCGAGGCUAAUCCGAGAACCAAAGACUACUCCUGCUUGGCUGCUUUCAUCAACUCCGGCGACUUGGAGAAGGCGAAGUUCCAGAAUCCGAUCGGAAGUUUGGUGCUCGCGCGUUGAGAGGUUGAUUUCGGUGCGGCGAUGGGGCAGGCUUUCCGCAAGCUGUUCGAUGCCUUCUUCGGCACCAGCGAGAUGAGGGUUGUGAUGCUUGGUCUGGAUGCCGCCGGUAAAACCACCAUCCUGUACAAGCUGCAUAUCGGGGAGGUUCUGUCGACUGUUCCCACGAUUGGUUUCAAUGUCGAGAAAGUUCAAUACAAGAAUGUGAUGUUUACUGUUUGGGAUGUUGGUGGCCAAGAAAAGUUGAGGCCCUUGUGGAGGCACUACUUCAACAAUACUGAUGGCUUGAUCUACGUAGUUGAUUCAUUGGAUCGGGAGAGAAUUGGUAAAGCCAAAGCUGAAUUUCAGGCUAUAAUCAAUGAUCCUCUGAUGCUUAACAGUGUCAUAUUGGUAUUUGCCAAUAAGCAAGAUAUGAAAGGGGCAAUGACACCAAUGGAGGUGUGUGAGGGCCUUGGCCUCUACGAUUUGAAGAAUCGCAUCUGGCACAUCCAAGGCUCUUGUGCGCUCAAAGGUGAUGGCCUUUAUGAGGGCUUGGACUGGCUGGCAAGCACACUGAAGGAAUUGCAAGCUUCAGGCCGCCUACCCUCUGGAGGGACAUCGUUGUUCUAAGAAGCAAGUCUGCCUGUAAGAUCCUUCGGCUGAUAUACUAGUAAUAAUGGAUCAAGAGAUUUUUUUUUGUGUCAUGGUCUCCUGGCUUUGUACAAAUACCUAGGGACUUGUCAGUGAUCUAACCUGUGAUAUAGGGACCUUGUAAAUUUCGUUGAGAGUUCAUACAAAGCUAACCGGUGGAUGCAUUUGUCACAUGUGAGAAUUGAGAAGUCAACUUCCACAUACUAUUAUUGUAAGAAUUUCUGUAAAUUGAAGUUGGCAAACAAAAAUUUUUCUCAACAAAUUGGUGUCAUUA